This is a messenger RNA of Porites lobata, 14106 nucleotides long. The record is from the annotation of a GenBank genome assembly. NCBI's taxonomy places the organism in Eukaryota, Metazoa, Cnidaria, Anthozoa, Scleractinia, Poritidae.
AUGAGGCCCUUAGAUCCAUCAACCGACAACGCCGAGAGCGAAGUAGAUCAUCCGAGAGAAUUCUGCAUUCGACGUCUUGUAGCACGAAACAAUCAAAUGGUACAACCCAGCCAUUCGUAGUCUAAGGUUUUCAGUCUAGUUACAGGCUUGCAAUCACGAGGUGACAAGUUCAAAUAGUAUUGAUCCUCAAAUCUGGUUUCCGAAACAAUUGUAGCCGUGAACAAAAGUCUUAAGCUGGCUAGUGGAACGUGAUCACUUUCAGUUUCGUCUGUGCUGUGGAGGGCGGUGCCUCUGCAACCGCUCUUUCUCUCAAAAAGCGAGAAAGAAAAACAUUGAUGCCUCUUAUUGUGCCGUGCAUGUACUUUUGCUUUUCUGUUACAGACUCUAGACUAUUAUCCAGUCUCAUUCAACUAAAGAUAAUAAUCAAAAGCUAAACAUAUUUGGAUCUUUUUUAUGGGGAUGGGGUGGAGGUGUGUAAGACAGGUUUUGUCCGAAAGUAGGAGAAACUUACCAUAAUUAAAAAAAAAAAUACGUUAUUAGUAGUUUUAGAAAGUAUCACUAAUAUUUUGGGUAAAAUGCUCAUUUUUCGCCAAGGCUACUUUGGUAUGCUAUUUUUACGUAAAAUCAAUAUAAGCUUUGUAUGUAGAACCGAUGGUUUUGGUGCAGCGUAUUUCUGGCAGCUUUUGGAAUGUUUUAAAUUUUGGAAAUUUGGAAGGAAAAUAUUUGAAAUUGUUACAGAGACUGUUUACUGUUUACCCUUUUGAGUGAGAGGUGCCACUUGACAGUUUAAAGCUCCUAUUAGACUAUUAAUACAGUCAGAGUGGUGUUUAGUUUCUAUAUAGUUUGCCGAUGUUCCGGCACAGUCUUUACUUCAUUUUCAUUUCAAUGGUAAGUCCUAAAAUCCAAGACCUAAAUCUUGACGUAAGAGUACAGUUUAUAAUAGAUAAAAUGUAGGAAAGUAAUUUUCAGGCUAAGGUUGCAGGUAAAACAACUGAUACACUAAUUUGAGUCUCAUUCAGUCUUUUUGUUUAAUAAUGUCAUCUAAUCAAUUAGUUUAUUUACAAGGAAGCUAAGACUUAGCCCCUCCCCCAACGAAGCCUGUAUAUAGGCAAAAUGAAAAAUGCCGUGUUUGCCUCACUUGGAUCAUAAAGCGCCUGUUUAAUAUUCAGGCUACCCCCAACGCGAGGAUGGUUUGGCAUCCUUAUUCUUUUAUGCAGUUUAAUGUUAAGAUCAAUUUUGUGUAACCGAAUGGGCCACCAUGUUUGGUUAUUGUUUCGUGAAAGAUAAUGAUGUCUUCCAUAAUAAAAGUUAAUAAGUUUAUAAAGGUUUAUAUACUUUUCUUGUUCAUCGUUAUUGUAAUCCGGUAUUAUCGAUUGUAUUAAGUCUCUUACCCGCUUUAGUCAUGUUAGCUCCAAGAGAGAAUGCAAUAUUCUCCAAUCCCUGUUGUCGAAAAAAAAAAACAAAACAAAACAAAUACUUGCCAUUAAUCAUCCAAGAGGAAGAGAGAUUUUUUACAUUAAACCAACCGCCUUUUACUAUUUGUUUUAACAAAAAAAAAAGAAAAAGAAAAGAAAAACGGCGUGGCUAUGUGUUCCAUCCCCUCGCCCCUCCCCACCCACUCCCUGAUGGUAAAACUUUUCUGAAAGUAGACCGCUGGCAAAGAGAGCUGCAUUCAAUCGACUCUGGGAGGUGGUUUGAGUUUGUACCGGAUUAGUUUGUAUUUAUUCGGAUUUUCAGGAUGAGAGACCGGCUACAAGCUUUAAAAAAUACUGUUAGUAUAACUUUUUGUUCCAAAGCAUCAGAUGAUUUAGUAGCUUCGUUGAGUCUCGAAAGUUCCCUCGAGAAAAAAACUUAUUUGUAGGUGUAGAUGGAGCUCGUGACACCUCUGAAUGCAACAGAUCAACUUGGUUUAAUCGAAACUUUUGGUUUUUUAGGCACCUCCUAUCGAUGAAGAUGAAUCACAAGACGACGAUGAACCUUCAACUACGAUUAACGUUGAAAACACUUUUAUGGAUAACUUCUUUCAACAUGUAAGUUCCGCUUUUACGCUUUCCUUAAACCCUUAAACUGAAAAUAAGCUAAUUUGUGCAAUGAAGUGCAAAUCAAAAUGUAGUGUCAAAAUGUAGCUUCUGUUUUAAUUUAUCAAUCUUCGUCGUUUAAGGUCGCUACGAUACGUGGAAACAUCGAUAAAAUAGCACAAGAUGUUGAACAGGUCAAGAAAAUGCACAGUCUUAUGCUGUCCGCCGCCGUCCAAGAACAAGGUAUAAACAUCUAAUAAGAUACUUCUGCAAAAAUUGGCUACAUCUUUAAGCUUCAAUUUUAGGCUUGAUUUUUUAAGUUAUUGUAAGAAGCUAUUCUAACACACAUAGAGUCUUAACUAUUUCAGUUUCCAUCAAUCUCUGAAAAAAUGUCACUGAUUCAGCUCAAAUGGUCCGAUAUCAUUUUCGUUGUGAAUUGAACCAUAAUAUUUGAAAACCUAAAUAUAAUGAGAGUUAAUUGUGACAUAAUUCAUGUUUUGAUUUUAGUAGUAUAAGCUUACAUGAUAUAAACUCCUUCAGCUCUCAAAAAUCAAUGGCCAGAAUCUGGCCCUGAAGUUGCCGGAUUUUUCAGGUUUUUGCAAAAUUGACAGUAAAAGGCAAUUAGCAACCUAGUCCCGUUUUUAGUAAGUACAGCUAUCAAAAUACACCUGACAUAAGAAUCUUGAUGGGGUGCUCUUAAGGAUAAUGAGAAAAUGACAAUUUUCAUGCAUUUAAGGAACACAAAUUCAGUCAAUGAAAUGUAAAGUGCUUACUUGUUACAAGUCUUGCAUUGCAACUUUAUUGGUUUUGUAAUUAUUGCCUUGCCAUUCAGAGUAUUUAUUUUUCAGGCACACAGUGCUGAUUUUUAUUGUGCCACUAUAUUUUUUUUUCUAUUUUGUGUUUUUGAGGAAUAUGUUAUAUAUUCUUCUCCUAAUCCCUGUUCCUGGGCUUGGUCUCCAGUCAUGGGUGUUAGGUGGGAGCAUGGGUUAUGCUGUUUGUCUUUGGCAUCAUAAAAAUUUUGAUAGAUUAUUACUGUGUACAUUGUACUCACUGACCAUCUUCUCCUUAGCUAAAAGCGUACAGUUAAUUCUUGAACUUAGUAUAGUCUACAGAUUAGUGAGUUGCCUGCAAGCAAAUAACUGACUUACCUGUAGAUUGCACACACAAUACAUGAUUUGCAAGAGAAAUGUCAAACUGUAUUCCAUACAAUGGUGUGUUUUUCAUUAUUUCUUCAAAUCAUUAUUAAUAGUAUAAUUACAUUGAUGAUUAUCGAAAAUAGAGCACUAUGAUUGGCUAGGAGCUUUGCUUCAUCCUGCUAUAAUCACCAUGCGGUGAUUAUAACAUUGAAGGCUAGCAGUUUUCAAAAUGGGAGCCAGAUCUGUUGAUGUUUCAGAGUCGGAAACUGAUCAAUAAUUUAUAUUUUCUCAAAUAAUCAUCAGUGUAAUUAUACUAAAACAAUUAGUUGCCUCAGGUGACGUGAAUAUCCUCGAGGUGACUAUUCGCCGAUAUUCAUGUCGCCUUCGGUGACUAAUUGUUAAAUAACACAGUUUAUUAGAUUUGGUUUGUGUGAUAUCUAGCUGGUAAAUGUCUGGAAUAUUCAUUUUCAGAUAUCACAAAACCUUAUCUAGUAAUUGUUGAUGACUGUUCAAAAAAGAGCACCAUUUACGGAAGACUCUGUUUUUUUUUCCUCAAAAUUAUCAAUAUUAAUUUUAAAACCUUUUUAAAGGUGAUGAGCGAGCAUUUUCAUACUUUAAAUUGAGCUUGCAUAGUGUUCUUGGGUAUGCAAUUAGCCAGCCUGCACUUAGCUCCCUCAGUGCAUGGUAAGAAUAAGAAUGGCCUGAGACCAAGCCCACCCCACUACCAUCUUUCUGGAAGUCCUGUGAUCAGCCUUGUUUCCCAGGGUAUUACUAUAGAUGUCAAUCAACCUGGGGUGCUUACUAUUUACACAAACUUUCUAGCUGAAGAUCUCAUGUGUAAGUGUUUAGCAAUAGUGAAUUUGACCCUUUGGGAGAAGGACCCACUACAAAGAUUACCCAAAUCUGCUGGGGAGAUAAGGGAAAGUGGUCAAUAUGAACUUCCUUAAAGAACAGGUCAUAUUUCUGGAAGCUUCCCAAACAAAAGGGAAUUUGUGGUUCCCACAUGUAAGUGGUAAUAUACCUCUGGUUUUGUAGCAUUAAGUUGCUUGUGAGUAUAGCUGGAUGGGAUUCCCUCACACAUUUACCAACAUAAUAACACCAGCACCAUUUAUAGACCUUUUUGCCAAGGAACAACUUUCUUAUGAGGAAUCAACUUGAAACUCACUUUGAUUUGCUCUGGGAGGGGUUUGAGGGGAGUAGGGAAAGGUGGAAAAGAAAUUGUUGGAGACUGCAGAGUUUUAAGAGGUUGUGCAGCUUCAGAAAAAUAGAAAAUAUGCGCUUUGCACUUGGGCUAAUAAGGUUAAACUUUCCAUGAAAUUGUUAACCCUCAAAAUCUGUUUCUCACAUCAUAUCAUAAACAGUCAAGCACCAUAGGGUAGGCUUCAUAAGUGGUUUUGUCUGGGAUAUGACAGAGAUGUCAAGAAUAUAGUGUUGUGGAUGUUUGGUACUGAAGUAGAAUAGGACCAUAAAGGAUUUUGGGGCCUAAGUGGUAUACAUCCAACCAGUGCAUUUGCUAACCUACCCAAACAUUCAUCAAGUAUUGUCCACCAAGACAAAACGACAGGUGUAUGAAAAAGGAAAAUUUCACUUGCAAUUAUGAACCCUUCCAUUUUGUGUAAGUUGUACGAAUUAUUAUUUGUUUUUGACACCAUUAGGGUGUGAGGGUUAAAGACCUGGGUGGUUGUUCAAGUGAGGUUCAAACUUCUCUCACGAGUCUUGUUCCACAGAGUUGCGCAAGUGGCGAUGGAAUAUUCUAAUAAAACAACACUAAACACAUGUUACUCUUGUUUUUAGAGGUUAAAGAUGAACUGGAAAGACUGAUGUAUGACGUGAAGAGGACAGGCAAUUCAGUAAGAACAAACUUGAAAGGUAUGCUGAUGUGUGAGAUCCUAAUCAUGAUAAAGAAUUGUCGUUUCUGUAUUUGCAAAAAUCCUAUCUAUAUUUCCUUGAGUAUGUAUGUCAAGCAAUGCUCUAAUGCAUUUCCCUAUGCUAUUCUAAACAAUUAUUGGAUGACGUUUUUGUGAUUAAUCCAGAAUAAUCAAGGUUCUCGACCUUGAUUAUUCUAGAUAUCACAAAAAUUGAAUCUAAUAAUUGUUUUAUUAUACAGUGAAUGAAAAAAAAAAAAUGGUCACAACAGUAAGUGGAACAAAGCAAACCUAGACGUCAUGUUUUUGCUUCUUCACUAACGGCAAGCAACACAAAGCGCGCAAACUUGAGGUGAUUACCUUUAGAAAUCAUGCACCGCGGUCAUACAUGACAUGAUUACCCGUGACCUUGAGUGUCUUUGACUUGAUUAUUGUAUAAUCUGCAUCUAGAUGACGUCCCAAGCGCUGAUUUCAAAAAUUCACUGUACGCUUUCGGUCAAUCAGAAAAGAGAUCAAUGUGAGUGAGUUCAAUGUAUAAUAAUAAAAGAACAAAGCUGCCUUUCAUACUUGUCUUAAGCAGUAAUUGCUUCUGUUAUAAUGUUCUUUGUGUGGCUAUGGUUAAAUGUGUACAUCUUGAUUUUUGUCCUAUUUGGUUUGAGCAGAAGACAUAAAUGGGCAGAUGAUUGUAAACAUUUUAAUUAAGUUAUUACUUUGCCUGGCAGCAGUCUUAAGCUUUGUUACUUUUAUUUGAAAGAAAUGGAACAGCGGAUAAAUCAACAAGACAUGGAGUCUUCAUAUAACAAUUAUGCUGAGUCAAGGAUAAGAAGAUGUCAGGUAAAUUGACCUGAGUGAAAGUGAUUUGAAAAACAUCCCUGGUGAAACUAUACUGGGUUGUAGCCACUAUGAGCUUACCAACCGAGCUAACUGGCAGCUGUCAAAAAAGCUAAAAAGAGUGGGCAAUGCACACUAGUGAAAGUGACUCUUAACAAACAAUUUCCCACUGGCUGCCACUCUCACUCUGACUGUUACCUUCCCAGCACCAACCCAUUGUUUUAAUUUUUGAAUGAAGCUGAGUAUGAUGCAGAGAUUGUUAUCCACCGACCAGUUGGUGAUGGGCUGCCAGUUCAAGUGUGAAUGGUUUAAUAACUGUACAUGUCUUUCAGCAGUAAAAUGCUGGGGAAACCCCUGAAAUAGACUUCUCAUAUCACACUGUUAUAUUGUGGUUCCUUUUGUUCUCUUAUGUAGCAUUCUACCUUAGCAAGAAAAUUUGUGGAGGUGAUGAGUGAUUAUAACACAACCCAAUCAGAUUACAGAGAAAAGUGUAAAGGAAGGAUUCAAAGGCAGCUAGAAAUAAGUAUGGUUUUUCUUUAUAAACAAAUUUAAAUUUUGAUGGCAGACAGGUUUGCUACUCAUUUUCCAGUUAAAGGUGCUAGAGGAUAUAGUCCAGCUACACUCAUGGUGGGCAUGACCUGAUAUAGGCUCUAUUCAGUUUCUUACUCUACAUUAUUUUGAUCUUACCCAUAUUGCCAUCCCUUCCCCCUGCCCCCCCAAAAGUUUACACAGUGACAUUUUUAAUGUCUUUUUGGAUAUUUAUCACUAGUGCAAUUUUUAGAUAACUUACUGAAAAAUAAUGUUUUUCUUCCUCUUCCCAACAGCUGGUAAAACAAAGACAUAUGAAGAAGUAGAGGAAAUGUUAGAAGGCGGGGAUCCAGCCAUUUUUACUUCUGAUGUAAGCACAGAAUCUAUGUAUUAUCAUACCAGAUUUUUUAAAAGUUAUUGCUGUUUCUUGAACUCUGCACCCCGCUAAGUUUCCUUACUCUCUUAUGUACCACUGGUGUGAAUGGGGCUUUAGAAGUUUAGUAUUUUUUUUAAUAUACCAGACGAGGAAUUUAACUCCACAGGUUUUUUUUUUACUCAAAAUAUGUUUAAAUGACAGGAAGCAGUGUAUACCCGUAUGGUUUAAAGUGUUUAUUUGCCUUUCUUUGUCACAUGUAUUCAAGACAUAGCAGUGUGUGACCACCACCUUGGAUCAUAAAAAAACUCUAAUGGGGUCAUAUUUGGAGUACUAAUCACAGCCCAUUUGAAUUUUGGUUAUUCCUUGAACCUGUGGUAUUCGUUACAAAUUCAGAUAACUUUGGUCCUCUUCAGUUCCUCUAAGGCCCUUAUGCUUCAGGAGAAGGGGCCCUAGCCCUCCCCCUUUCUCAGUAAAAAUCGCGGUUAGAACAUUGGAGGCACAAUAAAUUGUGAGUUAGGCAGCAUCUAUAAUUAAUAGGCAUGUUGCAUUUUUUCUCCAUGUAGAUUGUGAUAGAGACUCAGCAGGCAAAACAAGCCUUGGGAGACAUAGAAGCCAGACACAGAGAUAUUAUGAACUUAGAAAAAAGUAUUCAGGUAUGCAGGGUUUUCAAUAAGCAACGAUGCCUGAUGAAACGCGUUGGCUACUUUGCUCAAAGAGGUCAGCUACUUUUUUUCUAGAAAGAAGAAGCAGCUGGUUUGAAUAAAGUUGUAAACAAAAAAUAUAUUAGAAAAUCUGAAUGAAAAUGUAAUUAUGAUGUGUUUUCAUACAGGCCCACUGGGUUUAAGUUAUGCUAUUGUCAUCUGAACGCUAUAUUUCAGUCAUUUUUUCACAAGUUUCUUUAUAGCAGGGCUUCUGAUAUUUUGCGAGCCGCGAAAUUCAGGUAAAUCCGUGAAAUUCACAAAAACACGAAAAAUAUUGCGAAAUUCGGUACAAAUCUUAUCAAAUACAUGUCUGUACAACAUCUUUGAAACUUAUUUCAGCUAAUGGGGCUAUUUACUUGCCAUAAACUUGCAAAUUUAUCUUAGAACUUUGUCACUGAAACGUGUAAACGACAUCCCGAAACUACCAGGUGUAGAUUAUGUUGUGAAAAACUGGGCACUAGCCAUGAUGUUAAAGGCUUUGCCAUUGGUUCAUUUCUGGAGCGCAUUAUUGUUGUAAGAGCAAAUGAUGACCUCUGCUAGAAAAACGUUAAAAACACUGGGUUGAUCUUGUGGUUAUUUUCUAGGCAAAUUUCGCUAGAAAUGAAUCGGUUUUGCGCUGAAUUGGCCAUUUUUUACUGAUUGCUUUUUGGUGAAGUUUGCCUCGAAAAUUCAUGCGGAAUUACCGCGAAAUUGGCCGAUUUUUCCGCAAAUUUGUCCUUAAAAAUCCCGCGAAAUUGGCUUUUUCUUCCGCGACCUGUCAGAAGCCCUGUUAUAGGUUUACGCAGAAAUUGCUUGUUGGAAUUGAUUGUGUCACUGAUAAAUUAUUGAAACCUACAUUUCCUUGAAUGAAAACACGCUCUUUUGUCCUCAAAUUUAAUCCCCAGAAAGCUGAAAAUCGCAUUUUAGGGCUUUGAAAUGUCAAAAUUUCCCACAGCAGAACACGCCUAGACCCCGUCUUCCCCCCAAACAGAAGGGGACUAACAUAACAUCCCCUUGUUGAUACAGUCGGUUACUCGAUUCAAACCUGCUGGCUACUUCAAUUUUUAUUGAAACCCCUGGGUAUGUUUUUGAACUUAAACAGCAGUACAGUCUAUUAUGCUAUUUACUAUCCUCUGAGACCUGGGGGCAGCUAACUUGGAUAGCAUUAACAGACAAAUCUUCACAUCAGUGUCCACUAUUUUUGGUUCUAGCUUUGCCUAGUCCCUGUAUGGCGUUUUCCCAGUCCCCAUGGGUCAAUUCAUUUUGGUGACGUAUCCGAGGAGACAAAAACAGAAUGCACAUGCAUUUGUUGCUUUUUGAAAUUCAAAGAUAUACUUCAAUGUUGUAAGCAACAGGAGAUUUGGUCUUUUUAACAACCCUUGUGGAUAUUUGCGAGAUCGACUUUUCCCGACCAGCUUUGAACAGUCAUCACAAUGUUAUUCAUAGCCCUAUGAAGAUUGAUACUGUUCCUUCAAUUUCAGCAUUCCAACUGAGCUAUUGGAGUUUGCCGCUUGGGAAUUUUCAAAGUGAAAACAAUAUUGACCCUCUGUGUUGUAAACUUAAGACCUCAAAUCUUGAUUAAUCAGAAAAGCCAUACUUUCAAAUAAACUUCAUUAGCUGUGUAUCAAAAAGUGCCCAGAAACUGAAUCUAAAAGUAAACAUCCUAUAAAAUUCCUUAAAUGUGAGAAGCAUUAAAUUAAACUUGCAUGCGUUGUCUCAGGAUCGUGUUUUGAGCUAAUGUUAAUCAAUGAAAGAACACACAACAAUAGACAGAGAAAUUAUUUCUUGAAAAAUUUUUAUUCAAAGGCCCAUAUAAAUUAAUCCUUGAAAGCAAUAUGAGUAACACAAAUUUGGCUCGUGGAUCCAUUCACGCAAGUUAAAUCGGCUGAGCUUAUGCAAGAAUUAUUCAACACAAAUCUCAAAUCGGUUGCUCAAGCCGAUCUCAAAAUGUAUAAAAUGUCUAAGAUAAAAUAUUCUCAAAUACGUCAUUUUCUUGACCAUAGAGUACAAAAUGUACCUGAAAAUUCUUCACAAACUUCAUUGCUUGGUGGCGUUUCAAAACAGGCCAAGCGCUCCGAUCGGCUGUGAUGAAAAUUUCUUGUAUUUUGAAUUCCUCGAAGGACAAUUUUAUAGGAAAAAGCCUUCCUUUGUCAACUUGAAAAAAACCUAAGCAUUCUUUUGAAGUUUCCUUUCCCAUCUGUGUGUUUUAGCAGUGUAUUUUUAACCUUGAAAUGCAAAACACUGGUUUUGUUUACCAUUGCCAUUGAGCUGUCUCACUUGUGAGAAUUUUUGUCUAGGCCUCGCAUUUUCGCUUGGACCACGUGACCCGAAACUCUUUGGCCGCGCAGAAUAAUGAGGCCAAGGGAAUAGGCAAGUUCUAGCCAGUGAAUAUGUUCCAGCUAACAGUUUGCUUGAUCUCUGUUUUAGGAACUCCAUGAAAUGUUUCUAGACAUGGCUAUGCUUGUUGAUAGCCAAGUAAGUACAUCACUCUUUAAUAGAACUUAUUAAACAAAUAUGCAGAAUUUUUUGCUUAGUUCCAUAAAAAGUGCUGCUGAGGAGGUGCUUUUGCUUGAAUUGUGAUACAAAAUAAUUUAACUGAGUAACCAUUUUACAAGUCCUUAUAUUUAUGUAAGGAGCAGUUGGAUUGCCUGUGAACAAACAAUAAUACAUGAUUUCUUGUUUGAAAAUUGAAAAUAACUUACCCUGCACUCGUGAAUAUUUCAAGUUAGUGGCUUCAAAUGUUUGCAAGUACAGUACUUAUGAUUAUUUAACUAAAAUAAUGUUUCCAUGGUGACUAAGGCACCAAGCUCAUGCAGUCAAAGUCAUCUUUGAGGACUAGAUGAUUUCAUGUUUUUAUUAGAAACUCUCAUUAAGCUAGUUGUUAGUAGCAGAUCUAAUGAGAGGCAAGCAUUUGAAAAAGUCUAGAUGGCAUGUUGCUAUUAAAAUAAAUUGUCAAAAUUUAUUUAUUUAAUGCAUAAAAAAGUUAAUUUCAUCGUCACAGUAGAUGGGGUAUUCUAAUCAUUUUAACUUUUCAAAAGUGUUCUUGGUGUCUGAUUACUUGCAUUUUAAAAUUUUUAGGGAGAGAUGAUAGAUAGGAUUGAAUACAAUGUUGAGCAGGCCGUUGACUUUGUGCAGGCAGCAAAAAGUGAUACCAAAAAAGCUGUUAAGUACCAGAGUAAAGCACGGCGGGUGAGUACAUGGAUGAUAUCACAUGGCCAUGUGGAGAUACUGAAUUUCUGGUUGAGUAUAGGAAAAUAUUUCAAGAGGGAAUGAAGCAAACAAGUAAGAUAUUUUUAAACACAAGAAGAGAAAUUUUGUAUCUCCAAGCAGCCAUGUAAUGUUCUUCAUUUUAUGAAAACCAAGGUUUUCAGUAAGAGUUGGUGGAUUUCGCUGGCUAUUUCACUUGAACUCGCUGCCUACUUUUCUUUGGAAAUUACCCCCUGCUUCAUGUGCUGUUAGUGAAUAAAAAAGCCAAAAUUUUGUGAUGUCUGUGUUUUUGCUCCAGAAUGCUGGAAAUGCAUUCUAAGAGGCCCAGAUUUCAAAAUUUUUCCAGAAACCCCCACCUUUGCUGCAAGUUUUUUCCUUCUUCAACUACUUCAAAGCUUUUUUCAUGUCCUUAAAAUUGUAUUUUAAACCCUGAGAAACACCAAUGAAAUAACAAACUAUUUCACUUUUUUGCAACUUAACACCCUAAGAUUGUUAGGGCAUCUGGUCAAUUUAUUGAUAACUUAAUUAAUUUGGUUACCCAAACAAUAUUGCAUUAAAUCCCAGUGCCAAAGGUAGGUGCAGGGUUUUUACAAAGUUAUGAAGAAGGUGGCGCUGCCUUUGAAAUAGGUACCUGAUUCUUCAUUCUUUUAUCGAAGAAUCUUAGGCAAAGCAGAAGCAGAAAUUGGAAUUAGGCGGUAAUAUUUGUGGGUUACCUCCUUUUUUUAAUCCUAAAUGCUGUUGUUGGUUUCUGAAUGUAUUUUCAAAGCAGACUUCAGAGUGGUGGAGAAAAUGUCAGCUUAGUGUUGUUGUGUAGAUUGUCAAAAUUUGAAACUUUUUAAAAUUACUAACAUCAGAAAGACAUAGUUUUCAGGCAUGUUGACCUUUUGCCACUUUCUUUCUCUCAACAGAAAAAAAUCAUAAUCAUUAUCUGCCUCUUCGUAUUAUUGGCUGCUCUUGUUGCUGUAAUUGCUGUCUUAGUUCAAUAGCAGGUGAGAAUAAAAUCACAGACAGCCAUUUCAUGUGCAGGGUAUGUGAUAAUAUUGUUAUGUAGUGUUCUUCAUAUAUGGUAGCAAUCAAGAAUUUGUGUAACAAUCCACACCUUGUCAGCUUUUUUUACUUUGACGUGUAUGUUAAACGAAGCAUUUUAAUUUUAAGGACCAAUUAGGUGCAAUAUUUUAUUCUUUGGUUUGAAGGUUAAGGUUACUUGAUGACUAAACAGCCAAUGCCAGUCUGAGCAUUCAGGGGAACCGCUUCUGUUGAGCAAGGUUUAAAUGUUCAUUUUUGAGGAACUUGACCCGAGAUACAGUCUCCUACAAGUUUGAAAGCUUCUGCAGGUGUAAGUCCUCAGUUGCUGACUGUUUGAUUUGUCAACUCAAUGCAAACAGGGUCAAUUAUCCUUUAGCCUUCGAGCGAGCUCUCUGGGAUGCUCUGCUGCCAGAGCUCCCCACCAUAGUUGCUCACAGGCUAUAAAUUAUCUUUACUUUGUGUGUUCUUUAAGAAUGUGUUGCACGUUACCAUAAAUGAGUACAAGUUCUGUUUUGUUUUUAUUCAUAAUUACUGGUAUCACAUAUAACACAAAUUAACUUUGUAUUUAUUACAAUUUGUUUUUGUUUACAUGUAAGUAGAGAUUAAUGCAAUGUGAUUCAUACCAGUUGUGACUUUUCAAAUGUAUGUAUGUUGUGGUGUAAAUUUAUCCUUGGUUUAUAUUAUAUUUUUCAUUGUUGUUUGCAAUGGUGUAUUGUCAGUAUGUUAAUGAGUUUGAAACAAAGGAACUAAAAUUAAUUCUAAGCGAGGGUAAAUUUGAACAACGAACUAAUUAUGCAAAAGCCAAAUGAUAUUGUAAUUCUCUUUCUCUCUGCAGAUUUUUUACGCUCUCUGUGUAAUUUUUUAUGGAUUAAUUUACUAGUAAUUAUUCUUCACAACAGUACUAUUAAAAUAUGUUUUAAGUAAGACUGUAAAUAAUGUUCACAAAUUAGGGAAGAUUGAGCCAUAAGUUCCUCAAAAGCAUCAUCACACGUUAUCUGUAAGGUUUUUGAAACAUUAGGAAGAAAAUCACAAAUCCAAAUCCAACACCAUCACUAAGUGAGGUAAGUGUGUAUCUAAAUGUGUCAUUAAGUGUUGAGUGCAAUAACAUUGAAAGUUAAAACUCAAAUAACAGGAAGUCUUGCUGUUAUUUGAGUUUUAACUUUCAGUGUUAUGGCAUUCAACACUUACUGAUACCUUUAGAUACACAUUUACCUCACUACAACAGACAUCUUGUUUUAUACAUAAAAGAAAAGCUUUUUCUUUUCAAGACAUACAGGUGCAGUUCAGCCAAUAAUGAUUAUUAUGAAAACAAGAAAAAAGUGGGCCAACAGGAAAUGAAAAUGAGGUUUAUUCACUGUCCCCUACUACUCCCCUAAAGUCUGCUUAUAGUGGGCAGAGUAAAAUGAUUGAAACAAAUAUUUCUUGUUAAUCAGAGCAAUAACUCAACAUAUUUUGAAUUAUUUCAAAAGAAAGUUGAUUUAAAACCCUUGUGUGGAACACUCACAAAUAGUUGAAAUUUUAAUAAUAAUAAGCUACACUCUAAUUGUAUGACAUUUUUGUAUUUAGCAGUAAACGCAUAACCCUGUGCGAGUGUUAAAAUGCAUUAUAGAGAUAACUGAUGUGAGUUAUGAUAAAGGCCGAAACUUGAAAAAUUACAGCAAGAAAUUAGGCUGCCAUUCAAGUAGACAAAUAAAAAAAAAACUUCUCAGAAAGGAAAUUGCUUCUUAUUAUUUUGGCAUUGUGAUUUGGCUUCUCCUGUUCACAAUAAGUAACUAACUAGUGGGUUGUUUCCUACAUGAGUAAAUUGGGGUCAUCUUGGGGGUAAAUCUUGAUAUUGUGGCUCAUAGUACAAAUGGAGGUGGUUGUAUGAAUUUUUUUUACCUCUUUUACUCAUACUUUCAUUAACGUCCUCCAUUUAAACCAAUGCUUUCAAAUCGUCACUACUUGGUUUAAAAGUGGUUUGUUUUCCCACGUAUGAAUAUAGAUUUCAUCAGCAGAUUGCUAAAGUAAUAGCUAAUUUAAAAGUGGCCAAAUAUACACUGAAAGACUAAUAUUACAAACCCCUGUGUAACGAGGCCCCCAUGUAAUUAAUGACAAUUUAUGGAACAGGAUCGCAACAUUUAGUGCCUCACUGAACAAAUCCUCCUUGACUCAACACUUCUUUAUAUCGGGGUUCCACUGUAGUGUAAAAUCCUAGUUUUGUUGGUAUAAAUGGGAUUCAAGAACUCAGGGCUGUCACUAAGUGCUGGGUAUUUCCCUCAGCUACUAUGAGCAUGAACCGUGGCUUUUUUCAUAAGAGACAAAAGGAAAAUAGAACCAAAAGAACUUACUAGAUGUUCAAUUCCUGUUGACAGAUUGCAUACACCCAACAACUUGGAAUCUUAGUGACAGUCUUAACACCUUAUUAAUAGAUGUAGUUUUUUGGGUGAGGAGGGGGAG